This is a messenger RNA of Erythranthe guttata (spotted monkey flower), 2759 nucleotides long. RefSeq names its product phosphatidylinositol 4-kinase gamma 2. Gene Ontology annotation, molecular function: protein binding. The record is from RefSeq and is a predicted model, not a curated record. Lineage: Eukaryota; Viridiplantae; Streptophyta; Magnoliopsida; Lamiales; Phrymaceae.
GUACAAAAAUUGAAGUCAUGGAGUCAAAAGCCCAAAGCAAAGAUAACGGCUAUAAAUCCGCUCCAUUUCUCCUUCACAAGAAAAACUUCAAAAAAAAAAAAAAAAAAAAAAAAAAAAAACCUGCGUGUAAAUCGCUCUCUCCUCCGAUCCAAUAAAUUCAAAAUCAUCUUCUCCAAAAUUACUCAUUUUACAUCCGGGCAAAAAUGAGGCAAAAAAUUGCCGUUCAAAUUAGUCGGCAAUUUUUUGCCACCGAUGAUGAUUGUCUUCAUUUUUGCAGAUUUAAGGUCAGUGUCGGGCACCCAUUUUGAUUUUGAUUCCGAUUCUGAUUUUCCCCCCCUUUUUUUUUUUUUUUUUUUUUUCUUGUUUGGGGGUAAGUAAGAAUCCACUUACAAUUGAUUAAUUAAAUUAUAGUUGCAGAGGGGGAGGGUCUUGAUUUCAUUUUUUUUUCGGAAUUUUUAUUAAUUGUUAAUUUUCAAUCAAGCCUCUCCCUCGGAGGUUUCGUUGCUGAUAAUUUCGACACACUUUCUUCUGGGGGAAUUUUUUCCUGUUUUCUUCCUUUCUUUUUUUCGCCAAUUAUUGUUUGGUUUAUUGUAAUUUUCACACAUAGGUUGUCGAAUUAGGGUUUGUUAUUAUAGGGUUUGUCGAAUUACUUAUAGAAUGUUGUGAAAUUUACAAAACAAGAAAGGGGGAAACAAAAAUUAUCCUGGAUAAUCGACAUUCGAGAGGGUCGGUAAUAAAUAUUUUAUAUAGAUUUUAAUUUGUUACAAUGCCUGCUGUUGAUGUUGCUCUGAGUCCAAUCCACAAAGAGACGAACAGGGAUUCGUCGUCUGUUCAUCUCAACCGUCGAUUGGAAUCGAUCGUAAUCUACAUCACCGUGGGGGGUUCUUCAAUCCCAAUGCGUGUAAUGGAAUCCGAUUCCAUUGCAUCGGUUAAGCUCAGAAUACAAUCUUGUAAGGGUUUUGUAGUGAAGAAACAGAAGUUAGUUUUCGGUGGGAAAGAGCUGUCAAGAACCGAUUCACUAGUCAAAGACUACGGCAUUACGAAUGGGAAUGUCCUGCAUUUAGCUCUGAGAAUCUCCGACGUGCUUUUGAUCAAUGUGAGUACCGUUUGUGGGAAACAAUUCGAGCUUCAAGUUGAUAGGCACAGAAACGUAGGGUAUCUAAAGCGUAGAAUUAUCAAGAAAGGCAAAGGCAAAGGCUUUAUCGAUUUAGAAGAGCCCGUAAUCUUCUGCCAUGGUGAAAAGCUCGAAGAAGAUCAGAGACUAAUUAACGAUAUUAGCAAAGAUAACGACGCGGUAAUUCACUUGGUCGUGCAGAAAUCUGCUAAAGUUUGGACGAAGCCCGUUGAAAAAGACGUUGAACUUUCAAUUGUGGCCCCGCAUUCGGAUCGGUGCACUGAUAUCUCGGUUUUAUCGAGGGCCCCACUUGUUGAAGACUUUUUCUUGAAACCGAUUAUAGUGAAUCCGAAUGUGAAUUUGCCUCCCUUUUUGUGGGACAUGAUAGAUUCUGUUUUUGAAGGGUUAGCAAAUGGAAAGCAGCCGAUCAGAUCGUCCGAAGGCACGGGUGGGACCUACUUCAUGCAAGAUUCAACCGGUGAAAAGUACGUCUCGGUUUUUAAGCCAGUAGAUGAGGAGCCACUCGCUGUGAAUAAUCCUCAAGGCUUGCCCUUAUCCACUAGCGGCGAAGGACUGAAGAGAGGUACUCGAGUGGGCGAGGGUGCACUGAGAGAAGUUGCAGCUUAUUUAUUGGACCAUCCCAAAACGGGCCCGCGCUCGAAAUCAGACUCCCAAAUCGGUUUUGCCGGUGUACCACCGACCAUUAUGGUGAGGUGUCUGCACGGAGGAUUCCACCAUCCGGAAGGUUUCGAUCGUUCGAACGAGAAUAUUAAGACGGGAUCAAUGCAGAUGUAUAUGAAGAAUAAUGGAAGCUGCGAAGAUGUGGGACCCGGUGUUUUUCCCGUUGAGGAGGUUCAUAAGAUUAGUGUCUUCGAUAUAAGAACAGCCAAUGCAGAUAGACAUGCUGGGAAUAUUCUUCUCCGCAAAAAAGACGGUGAAAAAAACGGAAACAACAUUGUCCUAAUUCCAAUCGAUCACGGCUAUUGCUUGCCUGAAAAUUUUGAAGAUUGUACGUUUGAGUGGCUAUACUGGCCACAAACCCGCGAGCCGUUUUCGCAAGAGACGAAAGACUAUAUAAAAUCACUUGACGCUGAGCAAGAUUUAGCGAUUCUUGAUUUCCACGGAUUGAAUAUCUCACACGAGUGUGCGCUUACGCUACGCAUAUCUACAAUGCUUCUGAAGAAAGGGGCAGAAAGGGGAUUUACUCCUUUUGUGAUAGGAAGUAUUAUGUGCAGAGAAACCCUGAACAAGAAAUCGGUUAUAGAAGAGAUUGUCGACGAAGCAAAGGAAUAUUCCGUGAUUUCGGGUAUGACUGAAGCCGCAUUUCUCGAAACUGUGUCUGAAAUUAUGGAUGAAACUCUUGAUAAAUUGAUGAAGUGAUGGUAAAAUCUGUGUGGGUUGUCCUGAGUGUGUGUGUAUGUGUGUGUGUGUGUGUGUGUUUGUGUGUUGUGUGUGUAUGUAUAGGUUGGGUGUGUGUAUAUACAUAAAAUGUGGUGCCAUAAACAAAGAGGCAAUUACUUUUGUUUUGUUUGUACUCUUUGGGCCCUUAAAAAAGCUCUAAUUUUUUCCUAAGUUAUAUGAAAUGAUCUGUUGAACUACUUUGUAAUGUUGAACACACAUUUUUGAAGGAUGUGUUUGCAGAUGA